This is a messenger RNA of Moneuplotes crassus, 1262 nucleotides long. The record is from the annotation of a GenBank genome assembly. NCBI's taxonomy places the organism in Eukaryota, Ciliophora, Spirotrichea, Euplotida, Euplotidae.
CCAAAAUUUAUAAUCCGCAAAAAUUCAUAAAAUGGAUUCAGAAAAUGAAGGCGAAGGCUAUGCAUGGGAGGUAGGAAUCAAGAAAGAUGUCAUUGACAUGCUUACAAAGGAAGAGAACAUCAAUAUCGCUUCCGAUGUUGAUAUGGUUAGGAAGUUUGAAAGGAAGCAAUACAUGGAUAAGAUGAAAGCAAACUCUCAAACAAAAUCAAUGAUCAGGUAUUUAUCCAUAGUAAUAGAUCUCUCCUCUUCUAUGAAGAAUACUGAUAUGAAGCCUACUAGACUGGCAGUUACGAAAGUUCAUCUGAUGAAGUUUAUUGCAAACUACUUUGAUCAAAAUCCUUUAAGCUUAGUCAGCGUGCUUGGAACGGGAAAUGGCAGAGCAAACCUCAUUUCUGAUUACUUCUCAUCUCCAAAUGAUCAUUGUGAUAAGUUAAAAGAAGCUGAGGUACAAGAAGGAGAUCCUUCUGUCCAAAAUGCAUUAGAGUUGUCCAUGGCACAGUUCAAAGAGGUACCAAGAUACGCCUUUAAAGAAGUUUUGAUCAUUUACAGUAGCAUGAUAACUUGUGAUCCUGGAAAUGUCUUUGAAACAAUAGAUUUGCUCAAGGAAAAUGGCAUUAGAGUAUCAAUAAUCUCUCUAUCAGCAGCUGUUUUUAUCCUUCAAAAAAUUUGUAGUGAAACAUCUGGAGAAUUUAGUGUGGCGAAAGAUAACACUCAUUUUGAAGAACUGCUACAAAGGAACUUGCUUCCUAAAGUUAGCCUAUCCAUCUCUGAAGAGAAGGAUACUUUGUUAGUAAAAAUGGGAUUCCCUAAGAAGAACAUUGUCUCACAACCAGUCAUUUGUUCCUGACAUAAAUUACUCAACUGAGUUGUGUUUGAGUGACCAAAGUGAAAAUCGUACCAAUGAGACGUCCCCUCUUUCUGAAAAGUUUGCGGUCUUAUGCUCGCAAGUAGUGCUCAUCUGACUAGGACAGCCCAGCACAAUAAUCCGGUAGACAAUUUCAAAAUCGCAGAUGAUUUAAGUGAUACUAAAAUUACCUUCCAUAAAGAAGGUGAUGGGGACCAUAUAAUGAUUGAAAAUCAAGAAAUCCCUCCAGAUUUCAUUACUUGUAAGGGCUGUGAGAAGCAAUGAAACACCAAGGACUUCAAAUACAUCAGCAUUUGCCCAAAAUGCAAUAGCUACUUCUGUCUAGACUGUGAUAUAUUCAUCCACGAGACUCUGCUAAGCUGUCCAAUGUGAGAUUAGUUUCAAUAAAAUUAACCGA